This is a messenger RNA of Asparagus officinalis (garden asparagus), 1802 nucleotides long. Its product is annotated as ubiquitin-like-specific protease 1D. Gene Ontology annotation, biological process: proteolysis. The coding region runs from base 117 to 1487 and encodes 456 amino acids. The record is from RefSeq and is a predicted model, not a curated record. Lineage: Eukaryota; Viridiplantae; Streptophyta; Magnoliopsida; Asparagales; Asparagaceae. Gene Ontology annotation, molecular function: cysteine-type peptidase activity. The transcript is spliced from 14 exons.
CAUCUCCGACGGAGGAGGCGAAGGCGGUGUCCUUCCCAGUCUCCGACUUCGCGGAGUUCUCGGACUACGAUCUGAGGGAGAAGAUCAAGCGGAUAUCGGCCAGUAUCUCCAGCGGCAUGCUCGACAAGCUCCCCGACAAAGGCGCCAAGUACCGCUCCACACUAUACCAAUACUGCGAAGAGCUCGACAGGAGAAGCAACGUCCGCAUCCAAAAGGGUGUAACUGAGUGUCCAAGGGCAACACAUUGCGAAUCCUCCGGGGAAGUUGGCUCAAACAGUACGCCGAAAGGAUCUAAUUCGCAGGAGAUGUCAGAAAGCAAGACAGGUGCUGCAUUCAGCGAGGAGUUGAGUAUCAUGAGCAAACAUUUACGAGAGAAUGGAUUGUCAUUGCAAGAAGAAAGACAACCACUUCAAAAAAGACCGAAGGUGACCAGGAAAGAUAAAUGUGGGUUUUCCACUUUUAAGUUUGCAGAUACCGUCAACAUAUCUUCAUUACAGGCAAGAAAAAACUUGUCAAGGCGUUUAUCCAAAAGGAGAAGAGCUGCAAAACGUGGUUGGAAGGAUCGGGAGUUCGAGGAGGUUCAGCAUGUAGUACUUUUGGAUGAUGAAGAUGCGCAACCUAUGAACUCAACACAGGGUGGUGAUGCAUUUGAUAAUAGGGAGUACAAGAUAUAUUAUCCUUCAAGGGGUGAUCCAGAAUGUGUUGAGCUAUUUUGUUCAGAUGUUAACUGCCUAGAACCUGAAUCAUAUUUGUCAUCACCCAUAAUGAAUUUCUACAUUCAGUAUCUUCAAAGAUCACCGUCUCUGAUGGCUAAGAGAAAAGGGGACUGUUAUAUAUUUAAUACAUACUUCUAUAGUAAACUUGAAGAAGCGAUAACGUGCAAGAAUGAUAGAAGUGGAUCUUUUUUGAAGUUGAGGCGGUGGUGGAAAGGUGUAGAUAUAUUUCAAAAAGCAUAUAUCUUUUUGCCAAUUCAUGGAGAUAUGCACUGGAGUUUGGUGAUUAUAUGUAUCCCUGCUAAGGAAGACGAAUCGGGUCUGAUUAUACUUCAUUUGGAUUCUCUGGGACUUCAUGCAAGUAGUCAUAUUUUUUCCAUUGUUGGUAGCUAUCUGAGAGAAGAAUGGAACUACAUCAACGAAAAUGCCCCUCCUUCAGAUCCUCCUAUUUCAGAAAGGAUAUGGAAACAUCUUCCUCGACGGAUUGAGAAGGAAAAGAUUAUGGUUCCUCAGCAGAAGAAUGAAUAUGAUUGUGGGCUCUUUGUGCUCUAUUUCAUGGAGCGGUUUAUUAAAGAUGCCCCUGAAAGAUUGAGAAAGAAAGACUUAUCCAUUUUUGGCAGAAAAUGGUUCAAACCUGAAGAUGCGUCUGGGUUGAGAGAUAAAGUACGAGAGGUGGUUAACAAAGAAUUCGAAACUAAUAUGCUGAAGUUAAAGGAUGGAAUGCAGGAAUGGCGUGCAUCAACUAGUGCAUCCGAAAACAGUAAUUCUAGUUAAAAGUGACAACAUGCAUUUUAUGUAGUUCUUGAUGGAUAUAUAUACGUUCAAGAGUGGGAUAACUUCAAAUCAUGUCAGUUCCCCAGCAAAGACCAUUGCAGGUGAUAUCGAGCUGGCAGCAGAGGAUCUUAAACACAAUCAGAUGGUUUCUGAGAAGGAAAUUUCUGAUGGAAGGAGUGUACAGUUUAUGUAAUAGAAUGUAUUUCAACCUUCUUGUAAGUAGGGUAGUUAGUGGAUCAGUUUGUACAUUACAAUGAAUGUAUUUGUAUACUUUCUGCAUUGCUCUUGUUUUAAAAUGCCUUUUUCUUCUGCCCU